AUGUUGCAAGACAAUGUAGCUAGGCACAGGGAUGCCAAAGGCAAAGGGGAUGUCAAAGGCACAAAGCUUGCAUGUCGCAAGGCGAUGUGCCUAGGCACGAGGGUGCCGAAGGCGACACAAACCUUGCAUGUUUGUAAGGCGAUGUGCUUGGGCACGGGGGGUGCCGAAGGUGACACAAGGUGUGGCUAG
Messenger RNA from Prunus armeniaca (apricot), 189 nucleotides. Lineage: Eukaryota; Viridiplantae; Streptophyta; Magnoliopsida; Rosales; Rosaceae. The record is from the annotation of a GenBank genome assembly.